GCGGAUCCUUCAAGAGCAGUAGAUUAAACGAAGGAAAGUAUAUAUUGCCUCCUGGUUAAUAUUCCUAACGGAUCGGAGCCAAUUUUAAUUUUUAUUUUCCUUAUUUUUAAGAUCCUCAGUUACUGUUCGAUUUGAAACGGGUCGGGUUACCCGGAUCCAUUAGCAUCCCAGCGCUCGUGUCCUGUUCUCACAGUUCCCACGCAAUUCCCGUCUUAGCCCGACACGUACGGCGUGCUCUGCCAUGAUCUCUGCUACUUUUGCCCUCGCCCGCCGCCGUCUCCUUGCAGAGAUGAGAUGGAUCCCAAAAUCGCCCCCUACUCGCAAAACUCCGAUCUAAAAUCCGCAAAUAAAUUUAAAGACGAAGAGCAAUUUGAAGAAGAAGAAGAAGAGGGAGUUGGGGAAUUAGUCGAAGAAGUAGAUGAGAAGGAGAGGGGGUGGAGCAGGUUGAAGAAGGCGGCGGUGGCGGGAGCGGCCGUGGCGGCGGCGCCAGCGGUGGUGCCGCCGGCGCUGGCGCUCUCGGCCGUCGGCAUCGCCCUCUCCCUCCCCUUCGCCGCCUGCCUCGCCGCCCUCGCCUGCACCCACUGCCUCAUCCGCGCCCUCCUCCCUUCUUCUUCUCCUUAUCAUUACCAAAGCGGUCGAUCGAUCGAACACCCUCGGUUCGGCUUCGAUCUGUACACGUCGGAUGAAGAUGACGAGUUACUGUACAGUGAGGAAGUGAUAUGGGACCAAAUUGAGGCUUUGCGAACUAUACUGGGAUACAGUGAUACUUUACACUCAUCAUGUGCCGCGGAACUCCGAGCGCUUCUCGUCUUCACCGGAGUAGAGCCGCCUAUCUCUUUGAACGACCCGUUUGAUCCAAUCGGAGUAAGCGAUAAUCUUCGGUUCUUGAAGUUUCUCGUCGGAGUUAAAUGAUCGACGUAGAUGAAGAGAUGAAUUGCAUUGCAAUUCACAGAAAAAAAAAAAAAGAGGCUAAAUUACAGAAAAUCCUCUUGUAAUAACUCGCUUUUUUACUUUUUCUUUCUGACAUUUAAAAAUCUACACUUUGCCUCCUGUAAAAUAAAAAAUGUGCACUUUAUCUCCUACCGUUAGGGUUCCGUUAAAAAAUAUUUUUUUAUGUCGAAAAUAUCUCUCCGCCAUCUUCCUGUUGCUUCGCCUCCCUCCAGCUUGCCACCUCGCGGCCUCGCCGCCUAGCCGCCUCGCCGUCCUCCACUGUCUCGCCCUCCGCCGCCUCGCCUUCGCCUUCUUUGCCCUUCUCCUACUGUCGCUCACCUCGAUUUUCUUCUACUGUCGCCGAAAUCGAGGACGGCGAGGGUGCAGGAGGAGAAGGGGAGCAGGUGGAUAAGGAAAUGGAGGAAAAUCGCGGCCAAUUGAGGUGGGAAUCGCGGCUGAACGAAGGGGCGGCUGAGGAAGAUGGGGAAGAAGACGACAAUGACGAGGGACAAAAUAGUCAUUUUACACACCGUAACCCCCUGUGAAUAUUUUUUAUUUUACAAGGGGCAAAGUGUAGGCUUUUAAAUGUCGGGGGGAAGUAAAAAAACAAAUUAUUAUAGGAGGAUUUUUUGUAAUUUAGUCAUCUGGGAAGUUUGAAUAUGCGGGAUUUUCUCUGCUCGCGGAAAUAUGAGAUAGAUGGAGAAUGUUUGAUUUUUUUUUUCUUACCGUGUUUAUGUAACUUCACUGUGAGAAAGAUUUGCUUUUAGAUUCUAGUCUAGUAAUUAAAAAGACUACAUAUGUAUGUUUGUCAUAGUCCUGUUGUGCUGUAAAAAGCAGGCCAUAGUACCAAAUAAGUGGGUUAUUGAUGAUGAA
Ananas comosus (pineapple) is the source of this 1803-nucleotide messenger RNA. RefSeq lists its product as uncharacterized. NCBI's taxonomy places the organism in Eukaryota, Viridiplantae, Streptophyta, Magnoliopsida, Poales, Bromeliaceae. The coding region runs from base 295 to 912 and encodes 205 amino acids. The transcript is spliced from 2 exons. The record is from RefSeq and is a predicted model, not a curated record.